This is a messenger RNA of Trematosphaeria pertusa, 1419 nucleotides long. RefSeq lists its product as uncharacterized. The record is from RefSeq and is a predicted model, not a curated record. NCBI's taxonomy places the organism in Eukaryota, Fungi, Ascomycota, Dothideomycetes, Pleosporales, Trematosphaeriaceae. Bases 46 to 1053 code for a protein of 335 amino acids. Gene Ontology annotation, molecular function: chromatin binding; histone binding. Gene Ontology annotation, cellular component: nucleus; chromatin. The transcript is spliced from 3 exons. Gene Ontology annotation, biological process: nucleosome assembly.
CUAGAGGUAGAGAGCGCCAGUUAUCUCGCACAUCGCAGCCGCAAAAUGGCCGAGACCAGGCCCGAGGAGGUACUGGUGAAUUUUGAGGAGCUCCGCGUUCUCGAGGCUGAGUUCGACGAUGCGGAGGUGGAGCUUGUCCGCAAGUCCGAGGCGCUCUACAGGCCUCUCUGGGAGAAGCGCGCCGAGCUGAUCAAGAAGAUUCCGCACUUCUGGACGCUCGUUUUUGAACAAGCACCACCAGAGUUCGACAACUUCGUCCAGCCCUCCGACUCCAAGGUUUUCGUAGAUUGCCUCAAGUCCCUCGACGUAUCGCGCUUCGAGAUUGACGACCCCAAGGGCUCGCCGCGCAGCUUCUCCAUCAAGUUUGGCUUCGGCGACAACGAGUACUUUGAGAAUAAGGUGUUGGAGAAGAAGUUCUGGUUCAGGAAAUCAAAAGACUGGGAUGGCCAUGUUUCGGAGCCGGUUAAGAUCAACUGGAAGAAGGGCAAAGAUCUCACCGGAGGCCUGACAGACGCAGCGUAUGAGUUGGCGCAAGCGAGGAGGAAGCUCGCGAAGACUGCCAAUGGCAGCGCCAAGUCCAAGGAAACAAAUCUGCCCGAGUACAAGGCCUUGGCCAAGAAGAUUGAGGAGAGCACCGAAGCAUCCGUUAGCUUCUUUGCAUGGUUCGGCUUUGUGUCGAGCUACAGGUGGAUCAGCGCAGAAGAAUCAGAAGAAGCGUCGAGGGCGCGCGCAGAGCGACUGGAAAAGAUCAAGCGUGGUGAGAAGGUUGAGGAGGAGGAGGAUGAUGACGAGGACGAGCCUGACUAUCAGGAGACUGAGGUCUUCCCGCAGGGUGACGAGGUUGCCACGCUCAUCGCUGAAGAAAUGUGGCCCUCUGCGCUCAAGUAUUUCAAGUAUUCCCACGAAGCCGACGAUGAUGACCUCUCCGAGCUUGAUGUGGAGGACAUGGACGAAGACGACUCCUCAGAUGACGAGAUCGAUAUCCGCGGCCUGGUAGGGAAAGGCCGCAAAUCCAGCGACUCGCCCCCUCCGAAGAAGCAGCGCAAGGCCUAGAUCCGCUGCCCCCUAUGUUCAAGAUUCGACUAAUCGUCAGCACUAUAUUUGUGGCUUGAGAUACCCCACAUGGUGGAUUAGGGGCUACCGGAUCCCUUUCCUGUACUCCCGGCCGGGCCGUCUCUCCUCCCGAGGAUGAAGAUGCUCGAGGCGGGAUUUACGCGGCUUGGGGCUGUCAGCCUCAUCGCCAUGGUUGCUGUGCCUUAAUCUAUCGGUAUGCUCGAUCAAUAUAUGUUUGAAAAAGGCAAGAGGCUAUCCAGGUAAUUGGGACAUAGAAUACCUAAUAGUAAUUGAAGGUGAAAUGAGAGUCUCUCGACUGCAGCUCGAAUGUCAAGCUCUGCUCUUGUUCUCUCCACCCAAUUCGGC